GUGCAAAACAACGUAGCCCAGACCUCCAACUCUCGCACGGAACAACAAACAAAUACCCAGAACAGAACGAACGAUUUGCGAAUGAAAGCGACCUACGACAACAGAGAACGAGACAAAAGAAACGCGGAACCUGAUCUUAAUAACGUCUUCCAAGACAGUCGACGAUAAGUGGCAGACCUUGAAACGACGGACACCCUUCCCUCAGGCGCCAUUCGCAUCGGCGACGAGGUAGCGCUCGCACUGGAGACGGGCUGUUUUCUCACAACAGAGCUAUGAGUGGGACCACUACCAAACCAACUCAUGUGAUGCGUGAGGUGGCUUAUGAGGAACUGGCCGGCUUGAAGGAUCGAAUGUCUCGCUAUCUUCCUCAUUCAGGCUCUAUUUACGGGAUGCUGGACACCAAACUCCGUCAUCCUUUGGUCAAAGAAUUCUCGACGGCUGUUUACGUCCCCGACAGCCACUCCUCUUCGUCGCUGGUGGUGGCAACUCCCUCCUGCUCCUCCGAUCUGAAGAGUCUGACGGUCUUCUGGUGGCCUGAAGAAGAGGCUGACGACGAGGACCUAGCUCUCCUGCUGGCGUCCCUCCCGUCGUGUCGUUGGGACCAGCCGCUGUUCUUCUACGCUUGUUCCAUUCCCGUGCUUCGGAAGCUGGAAUCUCUGAUGAAUCACAAGUGCCUAGCAGGAGGACAGACGGUCUGGCAUCGGACGUCUGAGGGGAUUUUGUACAGCAUCAGUCGAGAGGAUUUGCAGGACCAUCAGUUGCCCCCGGGGUUCACCAUGCGUCCCCUGAGGCCAGAGGACACGCCCACCGUCCGCUCGUGGUGGAAGUACAACUGGUCCGAGACCUACGCCGCCCUCUCCUCCCUCCUGGGCUGCUUGGCCUCCGUCGGCGUGUUCGAGGAGGCCGCGGAAGGAGGCGAAGGAGACCGGAAGCUGGUCUCGUGGAUCCACCAGUACAAGAACGGCUACAUGGGAAACACGUUCACACUGCCGGAGUACCGAAGGCUGGGUUUGGCUCGCGGCGCCACCCUCGCGCUCGCCCGUGAGGCCAUCGAGAGCGGCCGCCCGCCGUACCUGGUUAUUGAUGAGACAAACACCGGCUCGAUCCUCUUCCACGAAAAGAUAGGAUUCAAGAAACAGUGCGGCGUAGGAUGGAAUGUUAGUCUGCCUCCUGGAGUGGCGCUCGAAGACGUUACACGCGCGCAAAAUGAUUGAUGACUUGUGUACACGGCGAGAGGCUGCGGCAGAACCGUGGCAGAAAAGGCAUGAGUUUCAUGAAUAUGUGAGGAGUGGCUGGUCUGGCAGAUCUCGGUGGCGCGGGUGUGACGGGACGCAAAAGUGAUUUGGAGGGCGAUCGAAAACUCUCCCUGACGGCUGCAGGAGCGAGGUACCAUGGUUAGAGGAAUAUGUCACUUAAGUUCUUCGAUCCAAGACAGUUAACAGUGCUGGAAAGAGAGCUGGUUCUCUCCACGCCGAUAGAAAGAACUAGGAAAAAGGUAUAUCCAUUUCACGGGCGAUCGCGUAUUUAUUAAUAGCAUUUAUUCAAAUAUUACUUGCAUACUCAUGUAGCUAGCUCAGUGUGCUUCAUAAAAUAGAAUAAAAGAUUGUUGCAUAAUAAUUACAAACA
Penaeus vannamei (Pacific white shrimp) is the source of this 1626-nucleotide messenger RNA. RefSeq lists its product as uncharacterized. Lineage: Eukaryota; Metazoa; Arthropoda; Malacostraca; Decapoda; Penaeidae. The record is from RefSeq and is a predicted model, not a curated record.